CUCGAUAAGCAAGCACGUCAACUCUUGGCUGUUCUGACCUUCAUGAAGAGCCGAUUGGAUCACCUGGCCGUCAUGGAGAUAACCUUCUCUCCGGGUGAAGGAGGGGUGUGGAGAAAGCACGUCAUCAUGAGACGAAAGAGCUCCGUAGGCGGAGAGGAGGACGGAUCAAGGAGCUUCAGGAUACGAAUUGCGCGAUUUCGAUGUCCGUGACGUGAUCCAAGCUUAUCCCUUUCACAUGGAGGGGAUGGAAAGAUAGAUGUCGACAUGAGUUUGGGUAUUACAUAAGACGCUCGAUGACCCGAUCCCAUUGGUAUGCAUCAGUAGAGACAGAGAUUGCAAUUGCAGUGCACUUCAAAAACUCCAUUCGUCAUGUCGGACAUCAUCGAAACCGCCAUUGCUCAUCCCUCAUCUGGGAAGCACGUUGACGAGAAGGCCGCUGCCUUUCCCCCGUCAAUCACCUCUGUCAACUCUGAUCCCGCCUUCGAGAAGCGUCUCCUCCGCAAACUCGACCUCAAAAUCCUCCCCAUCGUCACCCUCCUCUACUUACUCUCCUUCCUCGACCGCUCUAAUAUCGGAAAUGCGAAGCUGGACGGUCUGACGACUGACAUUGGGAUGAGCGGAGACGCUUACCUCUGGACGCUGACGCUGUACUUCAUCGGCUAUGUCAUAUUCGAGGUACCGUCCAACAUCGUACUCAAGAAGACCACUCCCCGGAUCUGGUUACCCCUUAUCAUGUUCGUCUGGGGCAUCGUCUCCGUCCUCAUGGGUCUCGUUUCCUCCGGUGCCGGCCUCCUCGCCGCUCGCUUUUUCCUUGGAGUAACCGAAGCUGGUUUAUUUCCCGGUGUGGUGUACUACCUCUCCCGAUGGUACCAACGCGAAGAACGCGUCUACCGCGUCUCGCUGUUCUUCUCUGCUGCAGCAACAGCAGGAGCCUUCGGUGGUAUCCUUGCCUACGGAAUUGGCAAGAUGGACGGUGUAGGCGGAAAACCUGGAUGGUCCUGGAUCUUCAUCAUCGAAGGUCUCCUCACUAUCGUCGUGUCCGUCCUCGCUCCGAUCUGGUUGGUAAACUACCCUGACACCGCAACCUUCCUCUCCGAAGACGAAAAACGACUCCUCACUGCUCGUCUCUCAUCCGACUCCGAUGCCGUGUCUCAGGAAUCAUUUUCCUGGGACGGUGUUCGCCAGGCGCUCAAAGACCCCGCGGUAUACCUCUACGGCAUCAACUUCAUGGGAAUGUCACUCCCGCUCUACACUCUCUCGCUCUUCCUCCCAACGAUCAUCAAAGACCUCGGCUACACCGCCGCCCAAGCACAACUCCUCACUGUACCGCCCUACGCAAUCGCCUCUGUCCUCACCCUCAUCAUCGCCGCGCUGUCUUUCCGCGUCUCGUCACGCGCACCGUUCAUCAUAGGAUCUGCCGCUGUCGCGAUCGUAGGCUACAUCAUCCUCUUGGCAUCGCACACACCCGGUGUACAGUACUUCGGCACAAUCGUCGCCGCCGCGGGAAUUUACCCUGCGACCGCCAUCGUCCUCUCCUGGCCUUCGAUGAAUGUCAGUGGACAGGUUAAGCGCGCUACGGCAUGUGCUAUGCAAAUCACGAUCGGCAACACGGGUGCAAUUAUCGGGACGCAGAUGUACCGUCCAAGUGGAUCUCCGAGGUUUUAUCUCGGACAUGGGAUGGCGGUUGGAUAUCUUGUCAUCGCGAUCGUGAGUGUUGCUGUGGUCUGGUGGUGGUGUUUGAAGGAGAACCGGGCGAAGGAGGAUGGUAGGAGGGAUUAUCUGCUGCAAGGCUUCGCGAAGGCUGAGCAGGGUGACGUGGAGGCGAGGAGGGUGUUGGGUGACAGGCAUCCCGCAUGGGCUUUUAAGACGUAA
Molecule: messenger RNA, 1872 nt
Organism: Saitoella complicata NRRL Y-17804
Lineage: Eukaryota; Fungi; Ascomycota; Saitoellomycetes; Saitoellales; Saitoellaceae
Product: MFS transporter
Exons: 1
Coding region: 370-1872 (500 amino acids)
Biological process (GO): transmembrane transport
Cellular component (GO): membrane
Molecular function (GO): transmembrane transporter activity
Source: RefSeq, a predicted model, not a curated record